AUGACAAGUACAAUAGAAAAAGAUGAUGAAUUAGGUAGUGAUACAAGUAGUUUGGAAGAAAGUGAAAAGGACAGAUCAAACAAUGAAGAGGCACCUAUCACUGAUACUACCACUGAUCGUCAAACUGGAGGAGUUACUGAGUAUGGUAAUGUUGGUAGACCUGCUGAGCCUCAAUCAUCCGAAACGAAUAUAGUAUCCUCUGAAAAAGAACAGGUCACUUCUCAGAUUCCUGUUAAUAGUAAAAAUGAUGAUGCAAGUAAAUCGACAGUAAUCGUAGGAGCUGCUAGUUAUUAUGGCGGUGAUCUUGAUCAUAAAUCUCAAACUGGUGAUAUAGGAGAUUUCGGUAAAGCGAGUCGAGAACAAGACGAACUACAAAGUACUGUAGGAGGGGACAGAACGGAAGAAAAUACCGCAAUUGGCACUAUUACUCGUAUCACAUCAGAAACUGGUGGAAGAGAACAUACAUCUUAUACAACAAGUGAUAAUGGAGAAAUUGUCACUGGUUAUAAAACUUUAUCAGUAUCUGACGAAAAAGAUGAUGUAAGUGAAGGUGAAAUUGAAAAUAAAUACACCUUUGAAACCACGGAAUAUUCGACGAGUAGCGGUGGUGGUUUGGUAAUUCGUACCAGAAGUGAAGGAGUUGGUGAACCUGAAUAUUUUUCUAUUGGUUCCCGUACAGAAUAUUAUAUAGAAGCUGGUAGAAUUAAAAAGCACGCCAAUGAUGGUGAAGGAGAUGAUAUUUACACCGAAUUUUAUAUUGAAAAUGGUGAAAUUAACAAACGUACUCGUACUGAAUAUUAUUAUACAGAAGAUGGUAAAUUUAUAAAGCGUACUAUUAAGGAUGGUGGCGAAGCUGAACAUUAUUCUAUUGGUACUCAUGCUGAAUAUUACACACAAGGUGGUAAAAUUAAAAAACGCACUGACAGUAAGGAUGUUGAUGAAGGAGAUAAUAUUUAUACCGAAUAUUAUAUUGAAAAUGGUGAAAUUAAAAAACGUACUCGUACUGAAUAUUAUUAUACCGAAGAUGAUAAAAUUAAAAAACGUGCCGUCGGUAAGGAUGGUGUUGAUGAAACUGAAUAUUAUACUAUCUCUCAUACCGAAUAUUAUACAGAAGAUGGUAGAAUUAAAAAGAACACUGAUAAUGGCGAAGGAGAUAGUUACAAUGAAUAUUAUAUUGAAGAUGGUGAAAUUAAAAAGCGUACUCUUAUUGAAUAUUUUUAUACCGAAGAUGGAAAAAUGAAAAAACGUACUUUUAGUGAUGAUGAAAAUUUUCCUAUUGGUACUCAUAAUGAAUAUUAUACAAGAGAUGGCAAAAUUAAAAAACGUAUUGAUAGUAAAGAUGAUGUUGAAGAAGAUGACACUUAUACUGAAUAUUAUAUUAAAGACGGUACAAUUAAAGAAUAUACACGUACUGAAUAUUAUUAUAUCGAAGAUGGCAAAAUUAUAAAACGUACCGUUGAAGGAGGUAGUACUCAUGUUGAAUCCUAUGCUGAAGGUGAGAUGAAAAAAAGUAUUGUUGGCAAGGAUGACAACAUUGAUUCAUCAACUGCUACUUCUUAG
Messenger RNA from Funneliformis geosporum, 1560 nucleotides. NCBI's taxonomy places the organism in Eukaryota, Fungi, Glomeromycota, Glomeromycetes, Glomerales, Glomeraceae. The record is from the annotation of a GenBank genome assembly.